UCCCCACACACAAACACAAACACAGACAGUCGGAGAGAGAGAGAAGGAGAGAGACAGAGAGAGAAGGAGAGAGAGGAGAGAGGCGAGACUUACUUCUUUCUGCAGCAGCGUUGAAACCAAAACCAGCUAUGGGACUGAGAGGAGGGAGUGAAUGAGAGCAAGAGAGAGACGGAGUAGGGCAGCAGCUGAGAAUGUAGCCGAGAGAAGGAAGAAGGAUCAAGUCAUGGGUUCUGAGGCAGUGGAGGACUGUGUCCAGGGGGCGCUGUCCUCCCUCUACCCCCCCUUCGAGGUGACGGCCCCCCCUCUUCUCUCGCAGGUCUUCACGGUGCUGGAAGGCACGUAUCGACACGACUCGCUCAGAUACCUCGUUGACUUCUUCAUCCCUGCCAAGCAUCUCCUGCAGAGAGUCCAGCAGCAAGCCUGUUCUCAGUAUGUAGGGUUCCUCUUCCUCCACGAGGGCUGGCCUCUGUGUCUUCAUGACAAGGUGGUGGUGCAUCUCUCAACGCUGGACUGGAAGAACCUGCAGCCUGGAGACUUCUAUCUGCAGGUGGUCCCCUUCUCAGCCAGGGCCCCGAGGCUGGCUGUCAAGUGCCUAUCCACCGGGGGUCGCACUGUCCAGGAGAUCUUGGUCCCUGAGUCGGACCAUGGUCACAUCUUUACCCCAGAGUGGCUGAACGGACUCAACAAAGAGCGGACCGGCGCCCGGCUCCAGCGUUGCCUCCUGAUCAGCGAUACAGGGCUGGUUCGGGCGGCCUGGGAGGAGGUGGUGUACCCGCAGUUCAUCCACAAGCCCGGCAGUAUGGUGGGGAGCCUGGGCACAGCUGUGGACCCGAGCCUUCUGAUGCCAACCGCAGUAAAGGUUCCACCCGAGGAACCAAAACUGAGCGAGGAAAACAAACUGAAGAGCGAGCUUGAAGGAGAGUAUGUGGAGCUUCUGGAAGUUGGCAUCGAGGAGGGCAGGGUCCAUCCUGGAGAGCUGGAUUCCAAACGCAGGUACCUGGAGGUCCACGGGAUCUCCAAAACCAAGACCAUGCCCCUUUGCAAAGGACAGAGUAAAGGGAAGAGCAGGAGGCACAAGGCCUGGCUUCACCACAGAACCACAGGAAAACACAACCCUUGUAGUGUGGCUCCAAAGCAAUCAGGAGGCAGCUCUGAGGAUUUCAAGAGCUCUGAGAGCACCAGAGCAGAAACCACUCCUAAGCUGACCAACUUUGAGAAGUUCCAGGGUGAGAUGGUCUACGUCGAGUGUUCCUCAGAAUCGGAAGGAGGGAUUUGUAUCCCUGCGAUGCUCGUUCCCUCAAGAGAAGAGAAAGCUGACCAAAAUCUGCAAGAGGGCAACCUUAAGAGGGUCUCUUUAAAAAGUGUUGAAGGCUAUGACUGUAUGUCAGGGGAGGACACCCAAAGGCUUUUCACGCAAUCGUUGACUCGGCUCGAUGAAGGCGUGGCCUCUCAGAGCCAACCACUGAGCAGCGGUGCUGGAGCCAAUCAAAUACAGACAGGCCGUGGAGCCAACCAAUUAGAGACUGAGGAUAGACAACCAUCUGGUAAAGAACCAUGUGAUGUUGGAUCACCUAUUCCUAAUAGGACAGAAUGUUUGAAAACAGAAAGGACUAAUUCACCUGUGCUCCCAUUGGCCAGCGAUGGAGAAUCAAACCAGCAGCCAUUGGUCAGGACGGUAAAUCCCCAACCGGCAUUGGUUGAAAGUUAUGAGGAACCAUGGACUGGAUGUCCAGAAUCGGAAUGUUUAUUGGCUGAGGAAGAUACCAGUUAUGCUCUUAUUAAACACAAGGGGUCAGGUGACCAAAAUCUCACAGACGCUAGUUUAUCAGACAAAUUAGUUCAAACAUCUUCCCAGGAAUCAACUGGCUGUAAGUCCAAUUCUAACCCUAACUCUGAACAGAACCCAGUUACUAGCAGAGUGGGAAGCAUGGACGUCCAAAAGGAAGUACUAGAUCAGGCCACAGGACCAGGCCAGGAGGCAGCAAAGCAGUCUGGGAUUGUAGAGGACAAAGCGACUGCAACCAAAGAGACCCAUAACAGAGCUCAUGGAACCAAAGGCCACAGGAGGAAGAGAAAAGGAAAAUCAGGGAAGGCUAAAUCCAGAUCCUCGGAUCAGACUGGGAAGGGGGGAAAGGGUGCAGUGAAGGAGCGCUCCAAACCGGCUGGCAAAGAGAAGCAGGAAGCCCCAGGAGAAUGCUCAGAGGUCAAGGCCGCACAAACACCCCGUGCGACAGAGUCCUCCUCCCUGACCCCCGGCCCAUCUGUCACUCAGGACAGCCAAACUGAGGACGUACAGCCGCUCGGGGUCAGAGGUGAGCCUGCACAGCUGCCCACCCUCCAAGACACACAACAGCUGCUGGGCAUUCCGGAAUGUGACUCCACUGGGAACGAUUUAAAAUCCCAUGACAUUACGCAAACAGACAAAAAGGAAAUGCCUCACAGCACUGACAACCAAUCAGAACAAACCUCAGUUGACCACCCAAUUAACAACACCUCAGAGGAAGAGGAGAAAGAGGAGCAAGCUCCAGAAGACCAAUCAGGAGAUGUCGCUCUCCAAGCUCCUCCUCUUCUGAAAGACCUGAACCCAGAGCUCCUCCAAUCAGGGGUGCUGACUCUGCCUGGUACCCGAGACAAAGCCGGGCGAGCCUUGGUUGUCAUGGAGACCCACAGCCCCAGCUGGCAGUAUCCAGUGGAGGAGAUUGUUCGCACCCUGGCCUGUUUCUACUCUCUCACCAGCAGUGAUGGUCUGACUGUGCUGCUGGACUCUCUCCAUGCUCCCUUCUCUCUGGACACCUUUACUCCACUCCUUGCCUUCCAGGAGACGGUUCCCAAUGGCAUUGGCAAGGUCCUGGUAUUAGUGGAAGAAAACUCAGCUAACUGUGUGGAGACUCCUUCAGUGCUACAGGUGGAGCUGGUGCAAGGAGUGCCGUCUCUGCAGCUGCACAUUGAGGCCUCUCAGCUGCCUGUCAGUCUGGGAGGGACCUCCACUCACUGUCACAGAGAGUGGCUCUCGUUUCAGCUGCGUUUGGAGUCCUUCUCCCAGUCCUGUCGAGAUGCGCUUUCUCUACUGGGAGAAGCACUGGGAACUCUGGACAAAAACCAGCUCCCAGACUCCACUCAGGCUGUCCAGGCUUGCGUUGAUGAUCACCAACAGCUCAUGAAAACAGUGCUGGCAGACGAGAGGUUGACCCAGCUCCAGAGAGAGGGCGGGGCUGUCCUGGCACACCUCUGCAGAGAGGCGGAGCAUUCUUCUGUCUCCCAGGACGACAGGGAUUCCCUUGCCGUGACCUUUGACCUCUAUAACGGAGUGGACGAUGCUCUUCACCGAUUGGUCAGGCUCUCCAACGAGCGAAUCCGCGACCUCGAGGCGCUGGCCAGACUGGGAACACUGGAGAACAAACUGGAAAAGGUCCUGUGCUGGGUCUCGGAGGUGGGGGAAGCAGGACUGGAGGGGUACAGAGACCUUGGUGACUCCCUGGAGCUACUGAGACGCAAACAGAGGGAAUUCAAUGACUUCAGUCAGACUGCUGCGGAGUUCUGCAGGGACGGCUACGAGGUCCUGCAGCAGAUUGAAUGCUGGGAUUCCUUCCCCUCUCCCAGGCUGCGGUUGAUUCAGGGGAAGGUUCCGGAAUCCCGGGAGAGGCUCCAGGACUUCACGGCUCACGUGGGGCAGUGCCGGAGCACCAUCGACAAGACCCUUCAUCUGUAUGAGUUCUUCAGUGAGGCGUACGAUUGGUCCCUGGAGGUUCUACGCCACCUCUCUCAGAUCUCCCCUGAGGAUUGCUCCUCCCCGUCUCGCUGCGGAGAGGCCCUGUCCUGCCUCCAGCGAUGCUGCCGCCAUUUCCCGGAAAUUCCAGACUCUCGCUUCUCUGAGGCGCAGUCGGUGGCCAGGGAGCUAGACUCUGCUUCCUCAAACACUCUUCAGAAUCACUGGACAUUUGCCAGAACCAAAUACACAGAGACCCGCUCUGUGCUGCACCAAAGACUAGAGAGCGCCCAGAAGGCACAGCGGGCCAAACUGGGUGGCACUCCUUCCAGGAGCAUGAGUAACCUCUACCUGCAGAGCCAGCGUUCUGCCCUUCAGUCGUGGGGCUCCUUAGCCUCUCUCCAGCAGCCCUUCUUCCCAGAGCACACAUCCACUUUACGGGCUGACGAGCUUCCCAGCCAGGAUAACCCUUGCGGAAGUGACUCGGCACCCCCAUCUCCUUUCCCCUGGCUUGGGAACCCUUUGUCCAAAUCCUCCUCCAGGUGGUAUCUCCAAGGCUUCCUGAAGGAGUCUUCUAAAGGCCCAGAUAACCCAAUUCCUGUUGUCCCGGCCAAACCCAACAGGAAAAGGAACCCCAGUUUUGAUUUUCAGGCACUGCUUGGCUCCAGGCGGGCCUCUAAGGACACUGGGAAGGUGGAGGACCCUGGAAGAUCUCCUCUGCUUUGGUUAGGGAGGACCGUAGUGGAGUCAAAGCCACGACAGACUGGAGUUCACAUCAAGGGACUGGAGGUCAGCAGCACUGAGGUUGUGGACCAGACCUGCUCGCCCAAACAGCAUGUCCUCCUGGGCAGAACUGGGGCACUUACACCCAGCACCCCCUGGGGGUGUACUCCACUGCUGGACCGCAAAAAACAAACCAGCAGAGUGCACCAGCUGGCGUCUGCACUGGCAAGCUCGGAGCUGGAGUACGUGAGUGCUCUGCACCACGUGGAGCAGCAGUACCUGCCCGAGGCAGAGCUGAGGGAACUGCCCCAGGACCUGCGGGGGAAGAGGGGCGUGCUCUUCGCAAACUGGGAGAAACUCACCGCCUUCCACACGCACUACCUCCUCUCUGCCAUAGAGGGUGCUGUGAACCAGCCACACAUGCUGGGGGACUGCUUCCUCAGACAUAAACAGCAGUUCGGACUGUACUCCCUUUACAUCAGGAACAAGCCCAAGUCCGAUGCUUUGCUAGCGAGCCAAGGCAGUGCUUUCUUUAAGCGAAGGCAGCAGGAGUUGAGGGACCCUCUGGAGCUGGGCCGGUACCUCCAAGCCCCGGUCCUGAGGCUGCAGCAGUACUGCGAGGUUCUCGAGGAGCUGGCCAGAGACUGUGGUCAGCAAACCUCUCAGCACCAGAGUGUCCAGAGCCUGCAGUCAGCCGUGGCCAUGCUGAGAUUCACUGUCCGGCACGGGGAGGAUCUGAGAGCCAGCGACUGCAUCACAGCGAGCGAGGUGAGUCUGUCGGAGCAGGGGCCCUUGUUGAGACAGGAUGAGUUCACGGUCUGGGGAGCUCGUAAGAAGGUCACGCGGCAGAUGUUCCUGUAUGAAGAGAUGCUGCUGUUCACCAAACACAAGAGCCAUCAUGGAGGGAAGAGCUGUUACAUCUACAAGCACUCGGUCAAGACAUCUGAUAUAGGACUCACUGAGAAUAUCGGCGACUCUGCCACACGGUUCGAGAUAUGGAUUCGACACUCCAAAUCCAGAGAGGCCUACGUGCUGCAGGGCAAGACUCCAGAAGUGAAGGAGACCUGGACCCGGGAUAUUGCCAGGCUGCUGUGGAGGCAGGCCAUGAGAAACAAGGAGCUGAGGCUCCAGGAGUCUGUAUCCAUGGGCAUGGGCAGCAAACCCUUCCUGGACAUUCAGAGCAGCGCUGCCAACAUCUGUGACCGCAACCUGGACUACGUACUGAGGUCCCGCAGUAGAGCGUCGGUGGCGGUCUCGUCCUUUGAUAGCGACAGCCAUUUCAGGAGGAGCCCCUCCCCCCUGCUCUCCCUGGGACUGGGACCCCUAGACCUGCACUUCACCCAGCCUCCGCCCAGCAUUCAAGAGGAGGAGGAAACAUACACACACCUGGCUGGCAGUUCUGGCUCCUCCUCUUGUGGGAGUGGUCAGCAGGGUCUGCCAGGGGUCGAGUCGGGAUCAGCCCAGGUCACAACACUCACAAAUUCCUCCAGCUCUCAGUGUGGGAUGCAGAAUAAUGAAGCUAUUGUAAGCCCAUCAACUGCUGUCUGACAGUCAUUCCAAAACUAACCGACUAUCCACAAAGAGAACACAGCACAAGUACACCCACAAUGCAUCUGGAGUGUGCGUAUGCCAGACAGUUACCUACAGUUCAACUGGAAUGUCCAUAACACAACAUUUGGUACCCAGAAUGCAACUGGAAAGCCCACAACACAACAUAUAUACCCAGAAUGCAACGGGGAUGCUCACAACACAACAUAAGUACCCAGAAUGCAACGGGAAGGCCCACAAUACAACAGAGGUACCCAUAAUUGACCUGUAAAGCCCACAACAUAUAUACCCAGAAUGCAACUGGAAGGCCCACAAUACAAUGGGAAUUCCCAGAAUGAAACUGGGAAGCUCAUAACGCAACAUAGGUACCCAGAAUGCAACAGGAAUGUCAACCACAAUUCGGAAGUACCCAGGAGCAGUACCACACUUCCCAUGUGUCUGAACUCCAUAAGAGCGAGUAUUUCAACAGGGACUGAACAUCUCGACCCUUUCACGUGGCUGUUUAUCCUUGAGUGCUGGUUUAUAGAACUUCAGAAAACAAAUAAGCCUUGCAUUUGCACUGUGCCACGAAGGCAAUGUUCAGCAGAUGUCUGCUAACCCAGGCACCUGUCUGCACGAUUAUUAGAUACCCCCAAAGCAACUGGAAUGUCCAAAACACAGCAGAAGGAUCCGAACUGUAAACGACCCAGGAUGCAAUAAUAUUACUGUGGUUUAAAUGCUGAACUUAGAGGGUACGACAUAUAGGCUGGGUCAUUGUGCGUAUUUAUAAAAUAUGAUUUUCUAUAGUUAACAUAAAGUGGAAUUCUGUGGACUAAGUAUUUAUAUCUCUGAGGUAUUAACCAAGACUUAUAGUGUAAUAAUGAUAUACUAUAUGCAUAUAUAUUCCUAUACUGUGUGGGUUUCCAUGUUUGGCUCUCAUACGUGGACUUUAUCAAAACUGGACAUUUUCAAAUAUAGCAAUAAUUUUAGAAUUAGUAAGAGUCUCGGUUUUGUUACUUGUACAGGGUUUCAUCUGAGGAUUUCAGUUUGCCUUCAUUCUCAGAGCUUUUUGAUGACUAUGGGUUCAAAGCUCCUGCAACAUUGGGAAUGGCUAUCCACAUACUUUUAAAGAACUACAGACAGACUGACAGCAACACAAUGGCUGUGAGUUUUGCAGUUUGUUUUUUUUAGAUAAAUCAAGACAUUACAGGACAGGCUGAUGCACAUGCAAGCUUUUCAAAUAUAGCUGACAAAAUACUUCCAGUAACUCUUAUCUAAUAUGUAUUACAAUCACAUGUUCUUUAAUGAAAGAAGCAUACAUUACGUUGAACUUGUAUUUGUAUGCAGGUCUCUUUCACGCUUUGCCAGGCUGGUCUCUCCCCAUUGCAGGAAGGGGGUUUGAGUUCUAGUUGGAAAAACAUGCUUCCUGAGCAAUAUAUACAUUAGUGUUUAAGAGUUUACAGACCACAACUGAAUUACAGCAAGACUAGGGGUGAGGAUUGUAGUGCCCCUGUCGCCUCACUCAGACCCCUUACUUACUAAAUACCCUGGUAUCUCUGAAUAGAUAAUCGCCUCCUCUAAAAAUAUGCUAAAUAUUUUAAUGAGCCACACAUCUCACAAGUAGAAUGGUCCUCCGAAAUGUUCUCCUUUUUCUAGGAAAGCAGCACAACAGGCAUGGGGAGUUUGUUGCUGGAGAACGUCCCACUACUUGCUCACUAAAUAUCUUGGUAUCUCGGAAUAGACCAUUUUCUCCACUUUAAAAAAUAUGCUAAGGAUUUUAUGAGCAAUCUGUCUCACAAGUACAGUGGUACCAUAAAUAUGCUUAAUUUACGAACACAAAAAAUGAUUUUUCUGAGUGGGUGACCACCAAGUCUGGGACAAUAUUCAAUGUAGGGUUUUCCAUGGCAGUCCUGAGCACGAAACCUGUCUUUGAGGGUGAAAUGAAGACUAAUAGACUAAUAUAUGUGAGAUGUCUGGUUCAUUAAAAUAUUUUGCAUAUUUGUAAAGAGAAGACGAUGAUCUAUUCAGAGAUACCAGGGUAUUUAGUAAGUAAGGGGUCUGAGUGAGGAGGCAGGGGCACUACAAUCCCUAGUCUUGCCUUAAAUCAUUUGCUGUUUCCAAACUUUUGAACACUGCAGCACAGUCAUAACUAUAAAUCACUAAAUAGCUCAUUAGUGCCACGUUUUGAAACAGUGCAAGAAGCAAAUUGAAUGACAAACAACUUCAUUGAAGACAUUGAGAAAGACUUCUUGUCGAAAUGUCUUUCAUUGAAUUAUUUAAGUUUAUUUUAGUAUUGUAUACAUCCAGUACAGUAUAGGAGACCUAUUGGUAAUGUAUGUUCUAAACACCAGCCACUGUUUAGAAGUGCUUAAUAUACAGUACUAGCGAUAAUGUAAACUUGCACUGAUCACUGCAAUAUAAUCUAUAUACUAAAGUGCACAGUAGCAAUCUAAAACACACUAAUGUAAACCCACUCCUUUGUAAUGUAUUAUCUUUAUAUUAUUAUAAUCAUGUUGCUUGUGGCUUUUUUUUUGUGUGUUGUUUUUUUCCUAAAAUGGUUUAUUACUGGAAUCAUGUCGAAACUAGACUUUAUACAGAGAAUAAUGCAAUCUAUGUAAAACUAUAAUAAUUGUAUAUGCAAAUAUAUUUAAAUCUUACAUACUGCA
Acipenser ruthenus (sterlet) is the source of this 8622-nucleotide messenger RNA. RefSeq names its product rho guanine nucleotide exchange factor 40-like. NCBI's taxonomy places the organism in Eukaryota, Metazoa, Chordata, Actinopteri, Acipenseriformes, Acipenseridae. The record is from RefSeq and is a predicted model, not a curated record. Gene Ontology annotation, molecular function: guanyl-nucleotide exchange factor activity. The transcript has 27 exons. Bases 152 to 5977 code for a protein of 1941 amino acids.